AUGAAUCUCCUCGACCCGUACCUGAAGAUGACGGAGGAACAAGACAGCGCCCCGAGUCCCAGCAUGUCUGAGGACUCCGCUGGAUCGCCCUGUCACUCCGGCUCCGGCUCGGACGCAGAGAACACGCGUCCCUCUGAGAACGGACUGCUCAGAGGCGACGUGCUGCUGUCCGAGCUGAAGAAGGACGAGGAGGACAAGUUCCCCGCCUGCAUCCGGGAGGCAGUGUCCCAGGUGCUGAAAGGAUACGACUGGACCUUGGUGCCGAUGCCCGUGCGCGCCAACGGAUCAUCCAAGAACAAGCCGCAUGUGAAGAGGCCGAUGAACGCCUUCAUGGUGUGGGCGCAGGCGGCUCGGAGGAAGCUGGCGGACCAGUAUCCACAUCUGCACAACGCGGAGCUCAGCAAGACUCUGGGGAAACUCUGGAGACUUCUGAACGAGGCAGAGAAGCGCCCGUUUGUGGAGGAGGCCGAGAGGCUCCGGGUGCAGCACAAGAAGGACCACCCGGACUACAAGUACCAGCCGCGCAGGAGGAAGUCUGUCAAGAACGGCCAGGAGUCUGAGGACGGCAGCGAGCAGACGCACAUCUCUCCCAACGCCAUCUUCAAAGCCCUGCAGCAGGCCGACUCUCCCGCCUCCAGCAUGGGAGAGGUGCACUCCCCCGGAGAGCACUCGGGUUCCCAGGGGCCUCCCACCCCCCCCACCACCCCUAAGACUGAUGUGAGCUCUGGAAAGAUAGACCUGAAGCGGGAGGGGGGGCUGCGUCUGCCCGAGGGCCCGGCCGGACGCCAGCUCAACAUCGACUUCCGCGACGUGGACAUCGGCGAGCUGAGCAGCGACGUCAUCUCGCACAUCGAGACUUUUGACGUCAACGAGUUCGACCAGUACCUGCCUCCCAACGGCCACCCGGGCUCCGCCAGCACCGUGAGCUACACAGGCAGCUACAGCAUCACCGGGGCCCCUGUGAGCCCGGGGGGAGGGGCCUGGCUGUCCAAGGGCCCGCAGGGACACACUCUCACCACACUGGGGAACAGCAGCAGCAGCAGCUCAGGGGCCGGGGCCACAGACGGCCAGCACCGGACCCAGAUCAAGACGGAGCAGCUAAGUCCGAGCCACUACAGCGACCAGCAGGGCUCCCCCCAGCACCAGCACGCCUCCUACAGCCCCUUCAGCCUGCACUACAGCCCCCCCGGCCCCCCCGCCUCCUUCUCCUCCAGAGCUCAGUACGACUACACUGACGCCACUGGCUCCUCCUACUACAGCCACGCGGGGGCGGCCCAGAGCCCCGGCCUCUACUCCAGCUUCAGCUACAUGAGCAGCCCCAGCCAGAGGCCCAUGUACACCCCCAUCGCAGACAACGCGGGGGUCCCCUCCAUCCCCCAGACCAGCCCCCAGCACUGGGACCAGGCCCCUGUUUACACCCAGCUCACCCGGCCCUGA
Knipowitschia caucasica is the source of this 1437-nucleotide messenger RNA. Lineage: Eukaryota; Metazoa; Chordata; Actinopteri; Gobiiformes; Gobiidae. The record is from the annotation of a GenBank genome assembly.